This is a messenger RNA of Corapipo altera (White-ruffed manakin), 597 nucleotides long. Its product is annotated as 16 kDa beta-galactoside-binding lectin. Gene Ontology annotation, molecular function: laminin binding; carbohydrate binding. Lineage: Eukaryota; Metazoa; Chordata; Aves; Passeriformes; Pipridae. The record is from RefSeq and is a predicted model, not a curated record. Bases 125 to 529 code for a protein of 134 amino acids. The transcript is spliced from 4 exons.
CCCCUCCAAUCAUGUGAUAGUCCUGCCCGAGGGAUUUAAGCUGCUGGAGCUGCGCGCUGCGUUACUCCGGCUUGUGGAGAAGGGGCUCGGGGGUGUCCUGCCUGGUGGGGCUGGUGUCUGCAGCAUGGAGCAAGGACUGGUCAUUACUCAGCUGGACAUCGAGCCUGGUGAGUGCAUCAAGGUCAAAGGGAAGAUCAAGUCUGAUGCCAAAGGGUUUGCUGUGAACGUUGGGAAGGACAGCAACACCCUCAUGCUGCAUUUCAACCCUCGCUUUGACUGUCAUGGGGACAUCAACACCAUCGUGUGCAAUUCCAAGGAGGAUGGCACGUGGGGUGAGGAGGACAGGAAGGCUGACUUUCCCUUCCAGCAUGGUGACAAGAUUGAGAUGUGCAUCUCCUUCGAUCAAACUGAGGCCACGGUGAAGCUGCCUGAGGCGGAGUUCAAGUUCCCUAAUCGGCUGGGCAUGGAGAAAAUUCAAUACCUGGCUGUGGAGGGUGACUUCAAAGUCAAAGCCAUUAAGUUCAGCUAACAGUUGAAGCUUGGUUUGUUUUGUUUUCUGCCCCACGCGUAGUGAAAUAAACCCGAACUUGCAAUGGC